AUGCGUCACAUCUACAGCGGUGGAGAAUCUGCCGUGGCCUGCCCCAAGCUCGGCUUCAACGCGGCGGCAAUCAACGACGACGCCAUGACCGCCAGCUGGCUAGCUUUCCAGCAGCAAUCGGGCCUCCGUGCCGCCGAAUCCUGCCCGCCAGCCGAGUGGGAGGACAGAUGCCCGCCCGGGGCGAUCAUGCUCCUGGCGGAGAAACGGAGGGGCGGGUGCCGCGCGGCCGGCUGCGUUGCGGUGGGCGGCGAACUCAACGACAACAACAAAGAUGAUGAAUGGGAGAUCCUGCGGGUGGUCACGGCCCAACAGACCGCCCUCCUUCAGGCCGCGAAGCCCACUAUGCCGAAGACGUUCUACCAGCACGUCGCGGGCCAGCAGCGGGCGUACGCCAAGGACGAGAAACGAUUCGCCGGGAAGCUUGUGAAGGCCAUGAAGAGCUCGCCCCCCUCGGACAUCGAACUUGUCCGCGCUCUGGUCGACGAAGCCACUACGAAGGGAUUCCGAUCAGCUGCAACAGACGAGGCUACCAAGGCCGUGACAAAGCAUGAUGAUCAGCAGAGCGCGAUCGCCAUCUUCAGGAGUCUUCCCGGGGCCUUCGUCCGCCAGGUGGCGGAAGCUUCGCUUGUUGUCACGAGGCACUCGAACAAACAGCGCAAGAAAAUUCUUGCGCUGCAGCUGACCAACAACAAGGUCCUGUCGACGGCCGCUUCUGACAAGGAGAGGUCGGCCCGGAGGGAGGGCGACCUCCGUGCGAAGCUCGACACCGCCGGGGACACCAUCGCCUCCCUGACCGACACGGUGGCCGAGCAGCAGAUGGCCGCUGCGAUGGAGUGCGAGCGGUUUGAACAGGCCCUGCGCCAGCUCGACAACGAGCUCAAGACUUCGAGGCAAGCCGCUCGAGCGGAGCUCGAGUUCUGCGAGCGGGAUCUCGCAGAGGUGGACAGCGCGUCUGUGUCUCUCUCGCUCUUCACCGCCGAGAAGAGCCACCACGGAGACCUUCUCGCACCCAAGACCUGCCCGGUCACACACGUGGCGGCGCUUGGCAUGCACGACCGGUCUGCGGCGCACGAGGCGGCGCAAUGGACAUGCGCCCGCCUGGAUGCGGUGCAGCGCAUGGUAGAUGCAUCGGCAUCGAGGUGGGAGCAGGACCAGGCGACGUGCCUGCUGAAGGAAGCAGGAGCUAGGGACCGAGAGGUCGAGCUCAACCGCCUCCUGGACGCGGGUGAGGAAAUUCGGAAGGACCUCGAGGACGACCUUGCCUUGUCUGAGGAGGAGUUGGACGACACGCAGACGGCCGCCGACUCGUGCGCCGCGGACUUCGAGGACAUCUCCUCCCGUUCGGUGGACCUUGUUCGCACCCUCCAGGAGGAUGUGGAAAAGACGGCGGUGCGCGUGGGAGGUCUCGCCUCUGCCGCCCCGGAAGCGGAAGACCUUGACGGAUCAGACUACGACAUGAUCCGCGCCCGCUUGGAGGCCGUGCAGCGGCUGGUAUUGACGGCCACGUCGACGCUGGAGGCGGAAAUCUUCACGUGCCAAGGCGAGAAGGCAGACGCGGGGGACCGCGAAGCCGAGAUCGAGGAGCAGCGGCAGGAGCUCGAGGACGAGCUCGCCGUGUGUGAGGAGGAGUUGGACGAGACUCAGACGGCCGCUGACUCGUGCGCCGCGGACUUCGAGGACAUCUCUUCCCGUUCGGUGGACCUGGUUCGUACCCUCCAGGAGGAUGCGGCAAAGACGACGGUGCACGUGGGAGGUCUCGCCCCGGAAGCGGAAGACCGUAUAGGGUCGGACUACGACAUGAUCCGGCGGAUGGUUCCAACAAGGCUUGGGUGUUGUGCACCGAGGGCCUGA
This is a messenger RNA of Ectocarpus siliculosus, 1851 nucleotides long. The record is from the annotation of a GenBank genome assembly. NCBI's taxonomy places the organism in Eukaryota, Phaeophyceae, Ectocarpales, Ectocarpaceae.